Molecule: messenger RNA, 5890 nt
Organism: Rhagoletis zephyria (snowberry fruit fly)
Lineage: Eukaryota; Metazoa; Arthropoda; Insecta; Diptera; Tephritidae
Product: TATA-binding protein-associated factor 172-like
Molecular function (GO): ATP binding; TBP-class protein binding; ATP hydrolysis activity
Source: RefSeq, a predicted model, not a curated record
UAUUGGCUAUAUUGGAUUAUACCUUAUUUAACUGCACACAUUCUUGUUCUCCAAUCCGGUUGCAGGUUGGAUCGUCUCUUCAUAUUGCUCGAGUCCGGCUCAUCAGCAGUAACACGUCGCGCUGCGGCAAAACAAAUUGGCGAAGUACAGAAGUUGUACCCCCAUGAAUUGCAUGCACUUCUCAAUCGUCUAAUCGGAUACUUGCACAGCACCUCGUGGGACACUCGCAUCGCCGCUUCACAAGCCGUAGAGGCGAUAUUGCAAAAUGUACCCGCUUGGAGGCCUGAAUUAUACGCGGCCAUAAAACGUGAGACCAUUAAAAAGGAGAAGGAAAGGGACGAAGAUUCGACUGCAGUAGCUUCCAUUACGGGUGGUGGAGGUGGUGGUGAGGACGAUAGCUGUCAAUCGGUGGCUACCACUGCCACAAACUCCAGCGAACAUAGCUGCAGUCGAGAUUUGCUUCAGCAACAACAGCAGCAGCAACGCGAACGAUUAUUAUCGUUUGCGGAAUUCGAUUUGGAGCAAAUAUUGCAUAAAGGUGCUCGCCUUAUCGGUUCCGAGGGUAUUGAAUUCGAUUUGAACGAAACGGAGAGCGCUGCAACACCAACGGGCGGUAGUGGCGCAAAUGCAAGUGCCACGGCUGCGGAGCGGUUGAGUCGACAGCGUGCGCUGCUCAAUGAGAAACUAGGGCUGACGCAGGCCUCGAAGUUGGGCGUGAAUCUGACGGAUAUGAUCACAGAUGAGGAUGUAAUGAGUACCGGAAGCAACUACAAUGCCAACGAGGAGAAGGUGCCCGUUGAGGAUAUACUGAAUAUAAAACCCAAUUCCAAUUUGAUUCCUUCCAAUGGGCAACAGCUUAGCUGCCGUGAAAUGAAUCGCGCCAAGCGCAAAGCGCGACAAAAUAUAAAUACAACAACCAGUGGCGGCGGUGUAAAUGCGACUGCAAAUAGUUUAAGUCGAAGCAAUAACAGCAACAGCAGUGGCAUGGGAACCGGUAAAAAUGGUGCCAGUAUGGUCGACGAACCCGAACGCAAAAAAUUGAAAGCAGAUGCGCUAGAGCGACAGGAGGUUUUCUAUACAUUAAAUGAUCCCGUGCCGGAUGCGACUGGUAUGUGGAUUGAUGCCUUCAAUUGGCCAUUGGAAAACUUUUGUGCACGUCUCUAUGUCGACCUCUUCAACCCGAGAUGGGAGGUGCGUCACGGUGCAGCGACAGCUUUGCGUGAGCUUAUUAAUAAUCACGCCAGCGGUGCAGGCAAAGGUAUCGGUAUGACACGUGAAGAGAUGCAGCAACAUCACAAUCUCUGGAUGGAGGAUGCUGCGUUGCGUCUGCUGUGCGUACUAUGCCUGGAUCGUUUCGGUGACUUUGUAUCCGAUCAGGUGGUGGCGCCAGUACGUGAAACAUGUGCGCAGGUGCUGGGAACUAUUGUAAAAGAAAUGCAUGCAGAGCAAGUGCAUCAAAUAGUGCAGUUGUUGAUUAAAUUGCUGAAGCAGAAGGAGUGGGAAGUCCGUCACGGCGGCCUACUGGGUUUGAAGUAUGUCUUUGUAGUGCGCGAAGAUCUUUUGACGAUUUAUGUGCCGCAAUCAAUAAACGACAUACUGUUGGCAUUAUUCGAUGCCGUAGAUGAUGUGGGCGCCGUAGCCGCAUCGACUCUGAUUCCGAUUGCAACCUGGUUGCCGAAAUUGUUAAACCCAGUUCAGGUCUCGUCGAUUGUGAAGAUGCUAUGGGAUCUACUCCUGGAUCAGGAUGAAUUGACGAGCGCAUGUAAUAGUUUUAUGGGGCUGCUAGCGGCAAUACUGUGUCUACCCAGUGCCGGAUUUUGGAUUCAAAUGGAACCAAUGUCCACGCUGGUGCCGCGACUUUGGCCCUUUCUUUCGCAUAGCACCAGUUCGGUGCGAAAAUCGACUUUACUGACACUCCAAACUCUCACCAGUUGCAAUUUGAAUAAGGACCAAAUUGAAGCCAUGACCAGUGCCACUCCCUCCACAAGCUCAAAACUUAGCACAACCGCAAAUAAUAAUGGUAACGCCGUGGGUCAGGACUCUACCAAUUUGCCGCAGUUGGCCAUUGCCAUAAAUUUCGAUUCCAAAAAAUUAAACUUAAAUCUAGGCGUCAUCGAUUGGCAGUGGAAACUGUUGCAGGACGCGCUACGCUUCAUUUACGAACGCAUUCUAGUCGAACCUCAGUCAGAUAUACAGGAGAUGGCAACGAAAGUUUGGAAAAAUCUAUUGUUUAACGCUGAUUUGGGAGCGUUAUUGCAUGCCGCCUGUCCGGUCGUUUCGUCGUGGAUUUGCUUAGCCAUGCAGCCAGCCAGGCUUGCUUUCGACUCAUCCAUUCUAAUACACACCUCCGCUGUGCCGCAAAGCCCCUUAGGCACAUCAGCCGAUGCAAACGCAGCUGUAACAUCCCGACGACGGGCGCAGCGUAAUGCCGAUGAUUUGGGUGGCCACUCCAUGAGCAGUACAGCACCGCAAAGAUACUUUCUUGGCGGCAAUGAGGCGACCCCAUUGGAUGUUCGUGAGCGUAAUGUGGUGCGUGCGCGUGUAACGGCAGCACGAGUGCUGGGCGCGCUCUCGAAAUAUCUGGUGCAGCCGGCUCCAGGAGUGACUUAUACGCCAAAUAUGGAAUCCCCCAUGGAUUGUUAUACAAAAGUGUUGUUGGGGCACUUAAAUUCGCGGUCGGCAGUGCAGCGCAUUGUAUGCGGUCUGAUCAUCGCAUUCUGGGCACAAAUAGAUCCUUCCAUGCGCCUAGCCGCACCGAAGCUGGCAGAGAAAUUACGCACGUGUGUCAUGGAGUAUGUUUACUAUGACGAAGUAGCCGUUUCGUUUACAAGGUUGCACCAGGAGGCUCAUGAUCUCAUUGCUACAUUGAAGCAAUACAAAAUACCCAUAAAUGAUUUAAAUUUUGGUCGCGUUCUCACAUUAGAUCAAAUAGAGGCAAUUGCCACCACCCUGACCGAGGGGUUUAGUCGCUAUGGGCUUAAGCCAAAAUUACACGAAACACUUGAGGAGCGCAGGCGCGGCUUGCGAGCCUCUUUCGCGCAGACUUCAGCAGAACAAUGCGCCUAUAAUAUAAGCGCACAAGCGGCAUUGGCGGGUGCCAUUGUCUGCAUGCAAUGCUUACCAGAGAAGUUGAAUCCGGUUGUAAAACCGCUUAUGGAGUCGAUAAAACGAGAAGAGUGUGAGUUAUUGCAACAACUUUCAGCGGAAUUCCUGGUGCAGCUAAUGCAUCAGGUGUGUGAUAGAAAUCCUAGUCCUAAUAGUAAAAUACUGACUAACUUGUGUACGCUGCUGAAGAGUGAUCCUCAGUUUACGCCCAAAAUUACUAUAAGCCAAUUGUCAUUGAAAAAGACUACAUUGCCCCAGUCAGCGGUUGCUUCGAAUAACUGCGUUUAUUACGGCAUUUUAACAUUAAAUUUGCAACAAAAUAAUGCACAAAUUGGAAGCGCAGGUAGUCGUGCAGGUGCUGGGGGACCGAGUGGCUCACGUGGCCCAGGUAGGCCGCCACUAAGUGAAGCGAAUGCCACAGCGGAAAAUGGUGUCAAUGCAGUAAACGCGGCGGAAUUAAAACAGUUCCGCGUUCAACGCCUGGGCGCCUCUUGUGCCAUAUCGAAAAUUUGCUUAAGCUUCACAGUAGAGAUCUUUUCCAAAAUGCCGGUUUUCGAGCAAAUUUUGUUUGCUAAAAUUGAGGAAUUUACAACAGCUUAUCCGAAUAUGGAAUUACUAUCAGAUGCUCCGCUAGAUUAGCAANUAACUUUCAAAUAUUCCAUAUGCAAUUCUGUGUGUUUCCACCUUUCAGGUUGCAUGAGCGAUCCCGAUGAAUCUGUACGUUUGCUUUCCACGCACUGCUUUGCCACACUUGUUCAACUUAUGCCAUUAGAUUCGCGUAGCAAGUCAAUCAAGAAUGAGAUUCCUUCCGCUGAGUUACAGGAGCGAAAGAUACGCGAUCGCGAAUUUCUUGAUUACCUAUUCACGCCAAAGACUAUACCCGACUACAAAGUACCGAUACCCUUAUCGGUAGAGCUUCGUUCUUACCAACAAGCAGGCGUUAACUGGCUAUGGUUUUUGAACAAAUACAAUUUGCAUGGCAUUCUUUGCGAUGACAUGGGUUUGGGUAAGACACUUCAAACCAUUUGCAUUCUCGCAGGCGAACACUACCAGCGCACUAUGGACAGAGAAGCAUCACUGCCAAGCCUAGUGAUUUGUCCACCGACGCUCACAGGUCAUUGGGUCUAUGAGGUGGAAAAAUUCCUAGAAAGAUCGAAAGUUUUACGUCCACUACAUUACGUAGGUUUGCCUAUCGGACGUGAAAAACUGCGCUGCCAAAUUGGGCCGUGUAAUCUGGUCGUGGCAUCAUACGACACAGUACGAAAGGAUAUAGAUUUCUUCAGCAAUAUACACUGGAACUACUGUGUGCUGGACGAAGGUCACAUUAUAAAGAACGGCAAGACAAAAAGUUCGAAGGCCAUUAAAAUGCUUAAGGCCAGACAUCGGCUAAUACUUUCUGGUACGCCUAUUCAAAACAAUGUAUUGGAGCUUUGGUCCCUUUUUGACUUCCUGAUGCCUGGUUUUCUUGGCACUGAGAAACAAUUUAUUGCGCGUUACAGUCGGCCAAUAUUAGCUUCCCGCGAUUCAAAGAGUUCCUCCAAGGAACAGGAAGCUGGCGUCUUAGCAAUGGAGGCAUUACAUCGCCAGGUAUUGCCAUUCUUGUUGCGUCGCGUGAAGGAGGAUGUGUUGACCGAUUUACCACCUAAAAUCACACAAGACUUGUUGUGCGAAUUGAGUCCGUUACAAGAACGUUUAUAUGAGGACUUCAGUCGUACACAUUUGAAUUCACAUUGGAAGGAUUGUUUGGAUAGCCUGGGUGAGAGUGAUACCAUCAGCAAGAAGGCUCACAUUUUCCACGAUUUGCGUUAUUUACAAAACGUUUGCAAUCACCCGAAAUUGGUGUUGACACCAAAGCAUUCGGAGUACGCAAAGAUUGCGCAGGAGUUGCAGCAACAGCAGAGCUCACUUGAUGAUAUAGAGCACUCGGCGAAAUUGCCAGCACUGAAACAAUUGUUGCUCGAUUGCGGCAUUGGCGUCCAAACUGAAUCGGUCAGUCAACAUCGUGCGCUUAUUUUCUGUCAACUAAAGGCCAUGUUAAAUAUAGUGGAACACGAUUUGUUGCGCAAACAUUUGCCAACGGUGUCUUAUUUACGCCUAGACGGCAGCGUGCCGGCAUCACUGCGUCAAGACAUUGUGCACAACUUCAACACCGAUCCGAGUAUCGAUGUGCUACUCCUCACCACACAGGUCGGCGGACUUGGCUUGAAUUUGACUGGCGCUGACACAGUCAUAUUUGUCGAGCACGACUGGAAUCCAAUGAAGGAUCUACAAGCCAUGGAUCGUGCGCAUCGUAUUGGCCAGAAGAAAGUGGUGAAUGUAUAUCGGUUGAUAACUCAAAAAACACUCGAAGAGAAAAUAAUGGGAUUACAAAAGUUUAAAAUCCUCACCGCCAAUACCGUGGUCAGUUCAGAGAACGCCUCGAUGGAUACAAUGGGCACAGCACAGCUCUUCGAUUUAUUUAAUCCAAAUGGCAAUGACAAAGAGGGAGCAAAUGGUGCGCCAGCAUCGAAUGCGGCCAGUGGUGCACCAAUGUCUAUGAAUGCAAUCAUCGAAAAUCUGCCAGAGCUAUGGUCGGAACAGCAGUACGAUGAGGAAUACGAUGUGACAAAUUUCGUACAGGGCUUAAAGAAGUAGAAGAAUAGUAAUGGAAACAUACGGAGUUUGUAGAUUGACAAGAGACAUAUUAGACAAGUAGACAAAGAAGGCGCACGGAAAUUUAAUAGCUGAGAUAAAUACAUGGAUUCCAUUUUUUAAGCUUCCAGCCAUUGACAUGGUGUAAUAGCAC